Messenger RNA from Mytilus californianus (California mussel), 8013 nucleotides. RefSeq names its product TBC1 domain family member 2B-like. The coding region runs from base 5 to 2950 and encodes 981 amino acids. The transcript is spliced from 18 exons. The record is from RefSeq and is a predicted model, not a curated record. Lineage: Eukaryota; Metazoa; Mollusca; Bivalvia; Mytilida; Mytilidae.
AAACAUGGAAGUUGAAGUGGGAGGACCGGACUCUGCAGAUAAGAAUGAUACUCUCAUAAAACCGUCUGCUGUCAAAGCAACAGGACAGUUUAUAAAAUGUGAGACUGCAAAUGAAAAUGCUAAACCAACUGAAAAUGAAAUUUCUGUCACUGAUCGUUCAGAAACAGACGAAAAAAGUGAAAAUACGACAUCCAAGUACCCGGAAGGGAAACUUUGUGGUUGGUUAACCAUAAUUGCUCGCGGUAUAAUCAAAACAAAUCGACAGAGAUGGUGUGUGUAUGGCGAUAAAACAUGUAAACUUUAUUAUUACAGAAGUCAAAAUGACAUAGUCCCGCUCGGAGAGAUUGACAUUUCGAGAGCAACAUUUCAUUUUGAACCUACUGUGGAUAAACCAGGAGCUUUUCAGAUUAGGUCAGAUAACAGAGAACAUGUGUUAGAUGCAGCGAAUCGGCAUGCUAUGAUGUAUUGGUUACAAGAACUACAGAAAAGACGUAGGAUUUACAAUAGUAAUCAGUCUACUAAACUAACAAGACCAGUUAAGAGGCCACAACGUUUGAGUGGACUUGAUAUGCCCAAAUUAGAUAAUGGGAAAGAAAAUGAUGGGCAGGCAACUGAAAAAGAUCUUUCUCCUAGCAGCACAGUCAUUAUCCCAGAGAUUGUGGUGCCCUCAUAUUCACCACUUUCUGUUUGCACAGGUGAUACCAUUAAAAGGUCACAUACAGGGUCAUUUUCAUCAUUGAAAUCAGAUAUAAGGGAUGCCAUAGGUGCCAUAAUGAAUGGACAAAGUAUUACAGGGAAGUUAGGAGGUAGUAAAGUAUCAAAACCCUCACCAUCACCUUCAUCAUCAAGCACAACUAGUGAAGAUUGGACUCUUCUGGACACUUCUGAACAUGGAAAAUCUCUAAAGUCCCCAAACCCACAGAACAAAAUUAUGAACGCAUUUAGUAAAAUUAAAGCAGGAAAAAAGGGGAAUAACUCUACAUUACCCACAGAUAAUCAAGUUUGUCAUAGAUGUAAACAGUUGCAAUCCCAGUUAUCAAUGUCAAAGGAAGAACACCACUCGACAGAAGAUGAACUUCAGGCCCAUAGAGAAAUUGUUCGCAUACUACAGAAAGAACUGGACAAACUCAGUAGAGAUGUUUAUUCUAGAAAUGAGGCAGAUGACAAAGACAGAGAAGGGUUGUUGAAAAUGGUGGCAGAAAGAGAUAAACAUAUCACAGAACUACAGUAUUCUAUUGUCAAUCUCAAAGAGGAAAAGGAACAUCUGUCUCAGAAACUCAGGUCAAUUGAUGGAGAAACAAGAGAACUGUCAGAACAAGUGACUAUGUAUCAAGAUAUGUUAAAAGCCAAAGAUGAUACAAUCAUUCAACUGACCAAUGAAAUCACAGCAUUGGAGAAAGAAAUGAAUAAUAAUCAAACUAACACUCAAAACAGUGAUGAUGUCAAAAAUUCAGAGAAUACAAGACAGUCUGUUAUUGUUGUCUCAGAUACUCUGGAGUUAGCUAGAUUAAAGGAUAUGUGUCAAGCAUAUGAACUACAAAACAAAUUUUUAACCAAAGAAAUUUUAGAACUCAACUACCUCAGGCAAAAUGAUCAAGCCAAUGAAAAAGCUCUUAUGAUGAGUAAUGCAAAAUUAGAAGCUCAGUAUUUCCAAACAAGAAGCAAAUAUUUAGUCUUGUUUAAAGAAAUAAAGAAACCCAGACAAGGUGAGGAAGUAAAUCAGCCAGAUGAUGUUGUUAGCCAAUUGUUGAAAGAAGCUAUGGCUUUUGAAAACGAUGAACCAGAAAGUAUUGAAUUCCAGCUGACAUCAAGUGGACAGGAAUAUGAUCGGUAUGGAUUUGUAAAGAGAUAUGGAGAGGAUGAAGAGGAAAUAGAUCCUUUAGCAGUCAAAGCUGAACAAUUAGAAAGACAUUCAGAGGAAAUAAAUAAUAAAAUAAAGGAUGCAGAGGAAAUCCAGUCUUUUAAACUGAGAUGGGAGAACUUUAUGGUUGGUUUAGGUGUAAAACCACUCACAAGAUCUUCAGAGUUGAAGACUUUGAUAAGAAUGGGAAUUCCAAAUGAAUACAGAGAACAAAUAUGGAAAGGUUGUGUGAAUUUUUAUGUAGGAGAGAUCAGAGACAAACUUGGACCACAUUAUUAUAAAGAGUUGGCUAAUAAAACAAAGAAUGCCUCCCUUAGUCCAGAAACAAAACAGAUAGAACUUGAUCUUCUAAGAACAUUACCAAACAACAGACAUUACGAGAGUAUUGAAAAUGAAGGCAUAGAGAAAUUACGGAAUGUUUUGUUAAGUUAUAGUGUGCAUAAUCCAAUGAUUGGUUAUUGUCAGGGUUUAAACAGAUUAGCAGCAAUCAGUUUAUUAUUUCUACCAGAAGAGGAGGCAUUCUGGAAUCUUGUAGCUAUUGUUGAUUUUCUGAUGCCGAGGGAUUACUACAGUAAAACUUUAUUGGCUGCUCAGGUUGAUCAGAGGGUGCUUAAAGACUUGCUCCAUGAUAAGCUACCCAGACUAUAUAAUCACUUUGAACAGUUAGAUGUUGAUAUUUCCUUGUUUACAUUCAACUGGUUCCUGACAAUAUUUAUAGAUAAUAUUCCAACUGGUACAUUCCUAAGGAUAUGGGACUCAUUCUUAUACGAAGGGAGCAAAGUUUUGUUCAGGUUUGCUGUUGCCUUCUUUAAGUGUGUUGAAGAAGAUAUUUUGGAUAAAACAACUGCCCUACAAUUGAACCAUUUCAUGAGAGUAAUGGGAGAUAAAAUGAACAACCCAAAACAGAUAUGUCAGCUUGCCUUCAAUUGGAUCAAUCCAUUUCCAAUGAGGAUGAUAAGCACCAGAAGACAAUUCCAUCUGCAGCAUGUUAAGAAUGAACUUGCUGAACUGGAUAGAAUGAGAGGGAAUUUACGAGACAACCAGAGGAGUGGUGGAGAUCAUGAUGAUAGUAGUGGAGAUGAUCAGUGAUUUAUCCAGUGAUCUACAGUCAUAUAUACAGUAUUGGUUUUCAUUGUAAUUCUGGUUUUAUCCAUUACUGUUCAGUAUUUGUAUCAUGCAAUAACUGUUCAGUAAAACCAUUGUGCAAUAUUUUUUUCUAAUGAACAAAUUAUAUAAUUAUUUGUACAUUCAAAAACAGCAUUUAUUUUGUUUUUGCAGAAUUUUUUUUUAACCUGUUUUUUAGUUGCAUGAACCUAAGUGAUUAAAGUGAAAUCAUGAAAUGGUUAGGGAGAAUAAUUAUAACCAACUCAAGGAGUAGGUUGUACUGUGCAAUGACAUCUGUUUUUCUAUUCAUCAGUCUUACUGUCCAUAAUUUGUUAUUUAUUUUGUAUUAACAGUCAUUCUUUAAUACAUAAGAUGCAUGAUGUUGGAUAUUUAAGUCUGUAAUUUUAUAAUGUUGAGUUACCUUGUGAGUGAUUUCAGAUCUACCUGGAAGUCACAUACUAUUUGAAACACGGUUGCAGAGAUGGUCUUCCUAUUUUGUACAUAGCUCUAGAUGAAUUUAAAUGAAUGUCCAGUUACAAGAAUAUUGGUUAAAGAUUUCUAGUCUGAGUUAAAAUCAAAGGAAAUAUUGUAAAUGAAUAAACACAUGUUAAUCAUUCCUAUUCUAUCUAAUUUAUAGUAUUGUUGACUAUAAUUUUGUUUUGUGCAUAGAAUUAUAUAUUGUUGACUUAAAUUGUUUUUGUUAUGUAUUAAAAAGAUUACUGAAAAUUUGAUAUGCAUUUUUGUAUACUGUAAAUUCUGAAAUUAAUGUGUGCAUUUAUUAUUGCGAAUCCUUGACCUCUGGCAAAAAUGCAAAAUUUAACUUAUGUGAUUACAAAAGUGUUAUGAAGGAAAAGCACUACAUAUAUUAUAAAUGCAAGGUUUUAUUAUUGGGAACCUGAAACAGAUGAAUUUUUCUCAUUAAUAAAAAUAUUGCAAUAAUUUCUGGAUUAAAAUUAUUCAAUACUGUGGUUUAACUAUUAUUUUUGUGGAUUUCAUGGGAAUAGGUGAAUUCCAUUUGUAGUGUUCAACAAAAUGCUAAUUUUCUAUAGACUUGUAUGCAGAAUUUGUCAAAACUACAAAAUAAAUUACCUAUAAUAAUAUGAUUUUUAUCAAAUCCACGAAAGUUUGUGCCAACAAUAAUUAAUGAAGCCUCAUAUUAAGCAGAAUUGAUUUAUUGUAAAAUAGUAUUUUGUAAGACUUUAAAUGGUAGAGAGUCUCCGUUUGAAUUUAGUUAUUAAUGGAAAAUCUGAUUUCACUUUUUGUGACUAUUAUAGAAAGUUUUAAGUUAUGCUGUUGAAUUGAGGUAUAUCUGUAGAGAUAGUUUAUUUGACUGAAUGUGUGAAAUGAAGUGUUAUUAGUGCAAUAGAUAUAUUUAUAUUUUUCUACUAUAAAAUUAUUUUACAAUAUUUAUACCUGUUUUUGUGUAUAUGAAUUAAUGAUGAUAAAUUUUUGAUUUAUUAAUGAUUUCUAUUCAUGUAUUUGUAUUUGUUACAAUGUUCAAAAUGGUGCUAUCAUUUUCUGUUAAAUUCAAUUUACAAUACUCAAACAAAAAAGCAAAAUAACUUUUAGGUUACUGUGUUCAAAAUGGUGUUAUCAUUUUCUGUUAAACUCUAUUUACAAUACUCAAACAAAAAAGCAUAUCCUUGAAUAGUGUUUGCUUUAAAUGGCACUCUUAAAUUGAAGGUAGGUAAUAUUUAUAGUGUUAUGUAUGUAUAUUUUUAAGUAAAAAGGACAAUGACAGUAAAAAAUAGUUGAAUCAAUUUUAUUAUCUCCUUACUGAAGAGUCUGUUGAGUUAUUGCCGUCAGUUGAUAUCUGUUUUACUCUUUUCCGCUGUGAACAUCAUCAGUCAUUGAUUAAGGUUAUACUUUUUUCCACUAUACACAUCAUCAGCCAUGUUGUAGGGUCCAUCAAAGAAUAACUUUAAGGUUACAGAAAACCUUAUAAUAAAGUUAAGAUGGUUCAUACUGGAAACAAAACAACUUCCACACCAACAAUUUAAUCAGAUUUGUUUGCUCUGACUGAGAUAGUAGAGUGGCAUUGUGGUCUGUGCAUUAGUCAGUCCGUCCCAUAUCAGGAUAUAGUUUUUGGUUACAGUAGUUUAUAAUGAAGGUGUGGUCACGUCAACUUAAAGCUUAAGUACACCUUUUCAUAUGAUGUGAAUUUCUUAAAUUAAAGGCCAAAUCACAGUUUUACAUGGUUCUCUGAAAAUAGAAAUGGGAUAUUGGGAAAUAAGUACAUUCUCUGGUUCGAGUUUUAAGAUAGUUUAUACCAUGAAGUUUUGGUCCCAUCAACUUGUUCAUUGUCAAGUUUACUUUUUAGCUCACCUGGCCCAAAGGGCCAAGUGAGCUUUUCUCAUCACUUGGCGUCCGUCGUCCGUCGUCCGUCGUCGGCGUUAACUUUUUACAUUUUGAACUUCUUCUAGAGAACCACUGAAUGGAAUGAAACCAAACAUGGCAUGAAUGUUCCUUAUGAGGUGCUGACCAAGUGUUGUUACUUUGUAGCCGAUCCAUCAUCCAAGAUGGCCGCCAGCGGGGGACUUAGUUUAACAUAGGACCCUAUGGGAAAUGCAUACAAAUGACUUCUUUUAGUGAACCACUGAAUGGAAUAAAACCAAACAUGGCAUGAAUGUUCCUUAUGAGGUGCUCACCAAGUGUUGUUACUUUGUAGCCGAUCCAUCAUCCAAGAUGGCCGCCAGCGGGGGACUUAGUUUAACAUAGGACCCUAUGGGAAAUGCAUACAAAUGACUUCUUUUAGAGAACCACUGAAUGGAAUAAAGCCAAACAUGGCAUGAAUGUUCCUUAUGAGGUGCUGACCAUGUGUUGUUACUUUGUAGCCGAUCCAUCAUCCAAGAUGGCCGCCAUCGGGGAACUUAGUUUAACAUAGGACCCUAUGGGAAAUACAUACAAAUGUCUUCUUUUAGAGAACCACUGAAUGGAAUGAAACCAAACAUGGCAUGAAUGUUCCUUAUGAGGUGUUGACCAAGUGUUGUUACUUUGUAGCCGAUCCAUCAUCCAAGAUGGCCGCCAGCCGGGGACUUAGUUUAACAUAGGACCCUAUGGGAAAUACAUAAAAAUGUCUUCUUUUAGAGAACCACUGAAUGGAAUGGAACCAAACAUGGCAUGAAUGUUCCGUAUGAGAUGCUGACCAAGUGUUGUUACUUUGCAGUCGGUCCAUCAUCCAAGAUGGCCGCCAGCGGGGGACUUAGUUUAACAAAGGACCCUAUGGGAAAUACAUACAAAUGUCUUCUUUUAGUGAACCACUGAAUGGAAUGAAACCAAACAUGGCAUGAAUCUUCCUUAUGAGAUGCUGACCAAGUGUUGUUACUUUGUAGCUGAUCCAUCAUCCAAGAUGGCCCCCAGCGGGGGACUUAGUUUUACAUAGGACCCUUUGGGAAAUACAUAAAAAUGUCUUCUUUUAGAGAACCAAUAAAUGGAAUGGAACCAAACAUGGCAUGAAUGUUCCUUAUGAGAUGUUGACCAAGUGUUGUUACUUUGCAGCCGAUCCAUCAUCCAAGAUGGCCGACAGCGGGGGACUUAGUUUAACAUAGGACCCUAUGGGAAAUACAUACAAUUGUCUUCUUUUAGAGAACCACUGAAUGGAAUUGAACCAAACAUGGCAUGAAUGUUCCUUAUGAGUUGCUGACCAAGUGUUGUUACUUUGCAGUCGAUCCAUCAUCCAAGAUGGCCGCUAGGGGGGGGGGGGGCUUAGUUUAACAUAGGACCCUAUGGGAAAUACAUACAAAUGUCUUCUUUUAGAGUACCACUGAAUGGAAUGAAACCAAACAUGGCAUGAAUGUUCCUUAUGAAGUGCUGACCAAGUGUUGCUACUUUGUUGCCGAUUUACUGUUCAAGAUGGCCACCAGGAUAUUUUAUUAAAUAACAGGACCAAUAUUAAUCAAAAUUUGGCCUCAAUCAUUAUUUGGGUAUCUGUUAUGAUUUUUAUCUAUCUUUACAUGAUUUCUAAAACCAAAGUAGAGUCAGGUGAGCGACACAGGCUCUUGAGAGCCUCUAGUUAAAUUAUAUGACAAAUUACGAUUUUGACCCAGAUUUCGCAGUUCACUGACAUAGAAGUAGGAUAGUGCAAAUAGGGCAUGGUGUAAUAUGGACAACAUUUUUUGUUAUCUCAUCCAUUUAGCAGUACAACAACAUUCAAAUAAAUCUUUAAAGUAAAGGUCUUUAAUAUUUUAUAUUCUGUUGCAGAGAUGUCCAUCAAUCCAUUAGUUUCUUUAUUUAUUUAGAAAUGGUAAUGCAUUAUGGUAACAUUGUUCUGAAUAUCUUUCAUUAGAUAAAGUGUUUUGCAAAAACGAAAAGACUGAACAAUAUACUUCAACAAUGAUGUAUGAUGAAUGAAUUUCUCCAUGGUGAUUUUUUGACAAGCAACCUAUGUUUAAUGAAGACAUCAAUCCCUAGAGACACAUUACUCUAAACCAACUAAUUUUCCCAAGUGUUUAAUAUCCUUUGAGGUAUUAAAUUUCACAAACAUUAAAUGUCACGGGAAAGUCAAAGUUGGAUCUUUUCUGGUAUGAAUACACAAAGUUAGAAAUUAAAUCACGGCAAAAUAGGCUAAAAAGGACUACUGUAAAUGUGAUAAAAAGUAUCUGAGAAUAUCAGUUGGUUUACAGUACCGGUAUGUCUUUUAAAAAAAUAUUUAAUAAUACAAUUGUUAUCAUUUCAGUGUAAUAAUUAAGGUUAAAGAGAAAUGCUUGUGAUUUAACUAAUGCUGAAAUUUUUUGUGUGUCAAUGGAGGAUUCAGAUAAGCAAAGACUCUUUGAAUUCUAAGUUUUGUUAAUUUGCAUGUUUAUGUUAAAGUGUUAUAUGUUAUGGUUUGUUGUUGACCAAUUUUCAUUAACCUAAUUGUAUUUUUAUAAAAUAAUGCAUUUCUAAUACUGUUCACCAAGGAAUUGUAUAGUAAGACAAAUACAAAUCCUUGUGUUCACUAAAUUACAUGUUAACAUAAUUUGAAAAAAAAUUAUGAACCCAAAAUCAGCCAAUUACAAAUGUGUAGCAUACUGAUUAAACCUUGCCAUUAAAGUCAUGUGUAUUUUUUU